AGUAGGGGCCCAGGAGCCGAGAAGGAGGCCACGCGAUCUCCAUCGCAUUUGUUCGUUUCCUGAGUGGGAAGUCGCUUUCUCUGAGCGACGACGUCACUCGUUCCUGAAGUUCUCGGAACCGUCGCGGCGAGUUUUUGACGGUCAUGCGGAUACGUGUCCUGCUUGUGACUCUGUGUUUUGGCCGUUGCGCUGCCAACUGGGAACAAUGGUGGACGUACGACGGCAUAUCAGGCCCCGAUUUCUGGGGCCUUCUGAAUCCCGAUUGGCACCUCUGCAGCCGAGGCCGCGCUCAAUCCCCCAUCGACCUCGAUCCACAGCAGCUUCUGUUUGAUCCCAAGUUGAGACCGUUCAUCAUGAAUCCGGUGAAGGUCAGCGGCACAUUGCUCAAUACGGGGCACGACAUCGUAUUGAAGCUCAACGACACUCUCAGCCCGAAAAUCAACAUCACGGGAGGACCGCUAGCAUAUCAGUAUACCCUGAGUGAAGUCCACAUACACUACGGCAAUCACGACGAGUUGGGUUCGGAGCACACGAUCGCUGGCAAGCGAUUCCCCGCCGAGAUCCAGUUCCUGGGCUAUAACGCCGAGCUUCAUUCAAAUCUCAGCGAGGCCAUAGAGCUGAGAGAGAGCAGCGGACUCGUCGCAAUAUCGGUGCUUUUACAACUCGGUAACACGUCUCAUUCUGAAUUCCGGCAUAUUACCUCUCAACUCCACAAAAUCACCUAUAGAGAUCAAGAGACGCCACUCGAGGAUUUCGAAAUCGAGCGACUCCUGCCCUCGACCGAGGAGUACAUGACAUACUCGGGAUCCUUAUCGCAACCCGGCUGCGUGGAGAGCGUGCGCUGGAUCGUCAUGAACAAGGCGUUGCAGGUGUCGAAACAGCAGCUGUAUCUGCUCCGGAAACUCAUGCAGGGUGACCAAGACAAUCCGAAAGCGCCGUUGUGGAAUAACGUGCGGCCGCUGCAAGCUCUCAACAACCGGGUGGUCUACACGAAUAUCGAUUUCAAGCGGAGCAAGGAUUCUCGGUGUCCGACGAUGCAGAAAAAUAUGUAUUAUACUGCCAAUCCCCGGAACUUCCAGGACGACCUCACGAUGUACUAG
Messenger RNA from Galendromus occidentalis (western predatory mite), 1100 nucleotides. RefSeq names its product putative carbonic anhydrase-like protein 1. The coding region runs from base 144 to 1100 and encodes 318 amino acids. Gene Ontology annotation, biological process: one-carbon metabolic process. The record is from RefSeq and is a predicted model, not a curated record. The transcript has 5 exons. Lineage: Eukaryota; Metazoa; Arthropoda; Arachnida; Mesostigmata; Phytoseiidae. Gene Ontology annotation, molecular function: carbonate dehydratase activity; zinc ion binding.